AUGGACGCCCACGUAUCCGUUGCAGCGCCAAACUCGACGAUCGAGGGUGUUGAUUCAAGUCUGUUUAUCAGCGCUGUGCCAACGUCUUGGUCCGGUUCAAUUCUUCUGGGACUGUUCGUUGGUUAUGUCGCUCUCUGCUCUCUUUUCAGGUUCUCCCGGAUCAACUCACUUCGGUCCAAACUUGGAUAUCAUGAUCGUGCCUCAUUGAGUCGAAUGACAAACCAAGAUGCCUUUGAGAUUACUAGUCAUUUAGCACGAUUCGAGUUCCCGCUCUUUUAUGACCUUUCUGUUCGAUUGGCCCUUUUCGAGACGUAUGCUGUUCAACCUGUUGCCCAUGUUCUUUAUGGCGGCAGUGAUCUAGCCUCGCGGACUAAAGCACCCAAAAGAUACGCAGAUACUGAGGCUGUCUAUGUUUGUUUUGCAAACUUCCCCCCUACCUCACCCGUACUCCAUAAAGCGGUCGCGCGGACAAACUUCCUCCAUGGUCCAUAUAUCAAGAGUGGCAAAAUUACACAAGAGGAUUUACUCUAUGUGCUUUACGCCUCCUUUGCUGAGCCUAUCAGGUUCCUCCCCAUCUAUGAGUAUCGCAAACUUGAGGAUAUGGAAAUAGCUGGUCUGGUAACUAUGUGGAAGUAUGUUGCCGACAUGAUGGAUAUCGAUUACAGAACUGUGCUCAAGAAGAACGAGUGGACGGAUGGGCUUGAAUUCCUCGAGGAUAUGACACGUUUCGGAAGCGAUUACGAGGAUAAGUAUCUGCGCCCUACAGAAGAUAUCCAGAAGCUGGGAGACGUCCUGAUGAACCUACUGCUGGAUUCAUACCCCAAGAUUGUCUCUCCUGUUGGAUAUCAAGCAGCCUGUGUCCUCAUGGGUCCUCGAUUAAGGCGAGCUUUCGGCUUUCCGGAGCCAGGACUGGCCAUCACCGUUCUGACGUACAGCCUAUUGCUCGUCCGAAAAUUGUUUGUCCGGUUCCUUUGCCUUCCCCGUCUAACUCCCUCUGUGUACCUGUCCCAGCCAGACCAGGAGACAGGUCGAAUCAAGUCGUACCAUUACAUGAAGGAGCCAUUCUACGUCCCUCCCACGUUCUGGCAACGCUGGAAUCCCGAGGCAUGUAUCACAAGACUUUCUGGUGGACUACUUCCCGGUGAUGGUGGCGCUGAAAUGAAGCCUGACGGAUUCCUGUUUGAGGAUCUAGGUCCCAAUAGGGUCGUUGGCAAGGGCGUUGAGGAGACAAAGAAGUUCGAAGAGAUUGUGAAGUCCAAGGCGUUUGCGGGUUGUGUUUAUAAGUCGACAAACGCCUAA
Fusarium sp. VM40 is the source of this 1299-nucleotide messenger RNA. NCBI's taxonomy places the organism in Eukaryota, Fungi, Ascomycota, Sordariomycetes, Hypocreales, Nectriaceae. The record is from the annotation of a GenBank genome assembly.